Messenger RNA from Emiliania huxleyi CCMP1516, 1538 nucleotides. RefSeq lists its product as hypothetical. Bases 64 to 1323 code for a protein of 419 amino acids. Lineage: Eukaryota; Haptophyta; Isochrysidales; Noelaerhabdaceae. The transcript is spliced from 7 exons. The record is from RefSeq and is a predicted model, not a curated record.
AGCCGCCGCCAAGGCUGGCCAACCUCGUCCUUUGUAUCGGCCUGUGUCGGCCAAGCGCCUUGCAUGUGUGUGCCUGAGGGCUUGGGGCGCUCGACGCAAACACUACCCAUGCCUCGAGCGGACGGCGAUCCGUCACCUCCACACGCUCGCGUUGACUGGCUCCUUGCGCUGCAGGACGGCGACGUUGCUUCGUGGGACAUCUACAAUGGAGCUAGAAAGUGGACGGUAGCCAUCGCUGGAGGCCACGCGACUCUGCCCGAGGGUAUGGAGGUUUUGCCAGACAAGGCCUUCUUUGGCCGCACCUCCGUCGUCUCCAUCACGUGCCCGAGCAGCCUCAGGUCGAUCGGCGAGCAGUGCUUCAGCGGCUGCACCUCCCUCGCCGCCGUCGUGCUGCCCGCGGGCCUCUCCUCGCUCGGCGACGGGUGCUUUCGAAACUGCGCGUCGCUCACCUCCGUCACCGUCCCCGCCGGCCUCGCGACGUUGGGUGUCCAGGCCUUUGACGGCUGCUGGUCGCUCACUUCCAUCCGUCUGCCGCCCGGCCUCAAGUCCAUCGGGCGCUGGACGUUUGCCGGCUGCACCUCGCUCGCCCACGCCACCCUGCCCGACCACCUCGAGAAGCUCGGCGAGUACGCGUUUGCGGGCUCCUCCCUCGCCACUGUCGCCCUGCCCGCCAGCCUCGCCUCGGUCGGGGAGGGUGCCUUCUUCCGCUGCUCCGCCCUCACCUCCAUCGCCCUCCCCGCCGGGGCUACGGAGCCUUCACCAGCUGCUGCUCGCUCACGCGACUCCUGCGCCUUCAAGGGCUGCACCGCCCUCGCACGAGUCACCUUUCCCGACGACGUCGCCGCGCCGACCCCUCGCUCCGCCUUCUACAUCGAGGAGCGGCAUCCCCUCCAAGACGCACCCCGCCACGACUUUUCCUUCAAGGGGUGCACUGCCCUCGCCGACGUCGACUUCCCCGCAGACCUCUCCUACAUCGGCUACGACGCCUUCUAUAACUGCGCGUCGCUCGGAUCGGUCACGGUGCCAGCCUCCGCUCAGAUCGAGGAGUGGCAUGGCAACGCCCUCGCCUUCCACCCGAGCACGACCGUCGUCCGCCUCCCUGCCGCGCGGAUGCGCGCUCGGCGACGGCUCUCCCUCCUAGAUGCCCGGGGUCCGCCCUUGCUCACCUUCCUCUUGGAGGCGGUCCUCAGCUACCGGCGCGCCCGCCCCUUGCUCUUUGGCUGGCUGGAGAGAGUGCAGGUCCGGAUCGGCUCUUACGGCCCGGACGGAGCGGCGCGCAAGCGCGACCGCGAGGAGUUUGAGGGCGACUUCGGGGGGAUUUGAGCAAGCGCGACCGCGAGGAGUUUGAGGGCGACUUCGGGGAGGGAUUUGAGAGGAUCUAGUGUGUGUUGGUAGUUGAGGAGGGCGCUUGAGCCUUGAUUGAGCGCGGUUCUGUGCAGUGCGGUGAGCGUGAGGAGGGGUGUGGCGAGCUGGCGAGUGUUCAGUGUAACCGGUUCCUGUGCGCUCUGUGGCGCUUUUUGAGAAAUUUGUAUAGACUC